AUGGCUCUCCCAAAUGCUUUAUUGUCAACUUCAGACCUACCUGAUGGACUACGGCUGACAUCGCAAGAUCCCGUCGCCGAUGCCUUCAUGACGGACGAGAGACACCACUAUCAAGAAGUACCGACCGGUGCAGAGGCUAUUGUUGAGGUUCCCCAGGAGAUCCAUCAUAAACUGGACGCCGCUGCGGAUUGUGACGAUAGCAAGAAUGAUAACAGUGUUCUCUUUCUCCGGCAGUUGAUCGUCCUGUCCGUGGUGGUGGCCGUGGCAAGCGCCGGCUACCUGGGCGCCCCCGCCGUCUACGCCCCCGGCGCACCUCUGGCUGCCCGAGGAUACGCCGCCCCCGCCUACGCCGCCCCCAUCGCUCGUUACGCCGCCCCCGUCGCUAGGGCUUACGCCGCCCCCGUAGCCAGGGCCUACGCCCCAGCUGUCGCUGCCGCCCCCGCCGCCGUGGAGUACGAUCCGCACCCCGAGUACAGCUUCGCCUACAACGUCCAGGACGCCCACACUGGUGACUCCAAGACGCAGCACGAGAGCCGCAGCGGAGACGUCGUCCAGGGCAGCUACAGCCUGGCCGAACCCGACGGCUCCAUCCGCGUCGUCGACUACACGGCUGACCCCGUCAACGGCUUCAACGCCAUCGUGCACAAGGAGGCCGGCGCCCACCCCGCCGUAGCCGCCCCCGUGGCCGUCGCCCACGCCCCCGUGGCCGUCGCCGCCCCCGCCAGGGCUUACGCCGCUCCCAUCGCCAGGGCUGCCUACGCCGCCCCCCUCGCUAGGGCCGCCUACGCUCCCGCCCUGGCCUACGGCGGCGCCUACCAUGGUUAA
Messenger RNA from Schistocerca americana (American grasshopper), 825 nucleotides. RefSeq names its product cuticle protein 18.6-like. The coding region runs from base 1 to 825 and encodes 274 amino acids. The record is from RefSeq and is a predicted model, not a curated record. Gene Ontology annotation, cellular component: extracellular matrix. NCBI's taxonomy places the organism in Eukaryota, Metazoa, Arthropoda, Insecta, Orthoptera, Acrididae. The transcript has 3 exons.